Alternaria ventricosa is the source of this 813-nucleotide messenger RNA. RefSeq lists its product as uncharacterized. The record is from RefSeq and is a predicted model, not a curated record. Lineage: Eukaryota; Fungi; Ascomycota; Dothideomycetes; Pleosporales; Pleosporaceae. Gene Ontology annotation, molecular function: methyltransferase activity. The transcript is spliced from 2 exons. The coding region runs from base 1 to 813 and encodes 270 amino acids.
AUGCUCUUACGGGGUAUGCCUCUCCCUCCUUUCCCAAAGCCCACACAUGGCGCCCCAGGAACUGGAUUGAAGCCCUAUGUGUACAUCGAUGAGGCCCUCAAGCACAUCACUCGCCAGGGCAGGCGAGCCAUGAACGACCCCUACCAUCAGCCUAAACUGUUUCCCAUCCCCAAACCAGCCUACGAUGCGCGGACUUUCCUCCGCGGCUGUAUAACAACCGGCGGUACAACAGCCUGCCAUCCUUCGGGCACACGCAACUUCACACCUCGCGAACUCUCUCUGUUCCAGAGCUUCCCAUACGUAUAUGAGUUUACUGGUGCCAAUGGUGAGGCCACGAAGCAGAUCGGCAAUGCCUUCCCACCAAUCAUGGCCCAAGCAAUCUACCAGACUAUUAAGAAAACUCUAGAAGCCUUUGAAAAGGGCCUUAUCGGAGCAGAAGAUGACCUCUCUGAUCUGGAUUUGAUUCUGGAACAGAGCGGUGAGAGCGCUCCUCAACAGCGACGGCUCGACAGCUUCACCGGAAGCGCAACACCCUCCAGACCUUCUCGAACUGCCAGCUCUAGGAUGGCGAGAGCUACUGAGUCGCGAACUGCAUCGCCUUCCACGCGCCAUACGGCAGAGUCGAUGCAACCACGACGAAGGAAUGCAAGCGGCUUUCCGUCCUUGAAUCUCCUCGAUGGGGUGCUGGAUGGCAUCAGUAAUUUCGCGAAUAGGAGCACCGCUUCCGCCAGCAGGUCCACCGGACGACGUCGCGAACCUAGUAUUCCAGGCGACGAUGACGAAGUCAUCCAUAUUCCCAGCGACAGCGAAUGA